Messenger RNA from Salvia miltiorrhiza (redroot sage), 1062 nucleotides. RefSeq names its product thylakoid lumenal 15.0 kDa protein 2, chloroplastic. Bases 66 to 725 code for a protein of 219 amino acids. The transcript has 5 exons. The record is from RefSeq and is a predicted model, not a curated record. Lineage: Eukaryota; Viridiplantae; Streptophyta; Magnoliopsida; Lamiales; Lamiaceae.
UUAUUUGGACAUAUUAUCUUCAACACAAAACAAACAUCCAAUUCUAAAUUCUCCACCAUCUCCAAAUGGCGUUUCGUAUGCAGCUAUCAUCCUCAUCUCUCAAGCUCCCCCACAAAAAUCAUCUCCCUCUCUUCACAAAUCCUUCACUUUCCCCGCAGCCACCUUCAUGGCCUUCUUCCCUUCGCUCCAAUUCUUGGAACUUCUUCAUGUCCGGCACUCUCUCUCUUGCUCUCUCUCUCUCCGGAGUAGGAUGUGCUGAAGGAAAAGUAGGGGUGAACAAGCCAGAAUUACUACCUAAAGAUUUCACUACUGUAAUUGAUGUUGCAGGUUUCCUAUCUGAUGGCCAGGAAAAGAGAAUUUCGCAGGAGAUAGCCGCCCUUGAAAAAGAUACGGGAUAUAAGUUGAGAGUUCUUGCGCAGAAUUAUCCUGAUACGCCUGGACUAGCAAUCAAGGAUUUCUGGAAAGUGGAUGAUAAUACAAUUGUAUUUGUUGCUGAUCCCACAUUUGGAAAUAUACUUAACUUCAACGUCGGGGCUUCCAUUGAUUUAGACGUACCACGCAGCUUUUGGAGCCGGCUAGCUGGGAAAUAUGGAAACAUGUUUUAUUGGAAAGAAAAGGUUAGAUUUCUUCGCCCUAUUCUGUGUCCGACCACACACUUCCAAUAUCUACGAGAAUUUAUACUGAUAAGAUCAUUGUAUCUCGAAGGGAGAAGAUACUGCUAUUGAAUCUGCUGUCAUGGCCAUAUCGACUUGCCUAAGAGAACCAGCGGGUGCCAAUAGUUGCUCAGAGGUAAACUAAAAUCUGCAAUAGUGGGAAUUUGCUCUCUUUAACCGGAAAUUCUAUAGAGGAAAUCGACAACAUCUCUCUUCAUGUCAGAGCGAAUGUUUUGUAUGGCAACGUAGAGGAAUGGUCUUAUCUUUUAUCAUCAUCUGCGAAGUCAUUACAUCUCUUUGUAUCUAUUAUUACAUCUAUGUAUGAUAUGAACAAACAUUAGCAUAUCUGUAUAUACAAUUCCAAGUCAUUCUAAUUAUCACCAUAUCUAUGUGUAUCUAUUAUUGUUUA